AUCCGAUCCCUUAAAGCUUGUGAUGCGUGUUUGUCCUGUGUUGUGAUGAUCAGAGUCACCCAGUGGAGAGCCUGGACCCUCUGCUGCCCUGAUCUCAUCUCCUGGUUACCAGUGUCUGUUGAGAGCCAUGGGUGGAGGAAUGAGCCAGAUCUUGCAUGGUUUAUAUCUUGGAAAUAUCAGGGAUUCAGAAGAUAAGUUUACGUUAAGUAGAAACGGAGUCACACGGAUAGUGUCUGUCCACAAUAACGCCAAACCACUACUAGAGGAAAUGACUUAUCUCUGUAUAUCAGCCUCUGAUUCAUCCAACCAGAACUUGAUCCAGCAUUUUAAAAAGUGUAUCAAGUUUAUCCACGAGUCUCGGCUGAAUGGAGGCGGCUGCCUAGUCCACUGCUUGGCUGGUGUAUCCCGAAGCACAACUAUCGUGGUUGCCUAUCUCAUGACGGUGACGGAUUUUGGCUGGGAAGACUGUCUGUCCGCUGUGAAAUGCGUCAGGUCCUACGCUGACCCAAACUUUGGCUUCCAACAGCAGCUCCAAGAAUACCAGAUGACUUUGGUUACAGAGUACCGAUCGUGGCUGAGACAGGAAUAUGGAAGAAAUCCUUUCAACGACCAAGAUAAAGUGAAGAUGCUGCUAUCCCAACAGCAGCAAAAAGAUCAGCAGAGGCAGGCACAGCACCGUUGGAUUAAUAGACCAAAUACAGAAUAUACCCUACCGUACAAAGCCUACGGAUCCAGCAGCAGAUGGACCAACCGCUAGGCACACCUAACACGCCAAAAAAAUAAAGCACCAACAAUUAACAAGGAGCCUUACGGCGGAUGGUAUCCACAGAGAAGAAAGAAAAAAAGACAGGCGCUGCAGCAGUAACCUAAAGUCAUGCCUUCUGAAAAUAAAAUGUAUAUUACAUCAUAAAUGAUACCAUUAUCUGUUUGCUGGGGGUGUAUUUAGUCUAUACUGUGCUAUAGAGAAAGGAAUGAGCUACAUUAGGAAUAAAGAGCGGGAUGUUCAAA
Molecule: messenger RNA, 1008 nt
Organism: Spea bombifrons (plains spadefoot toad)
Lineage: Eukaryota; Metazoa; Chordata; Amphibia; Anura; Pelobatidae
Product: dual specificity protein phosphatase 22-A-like
Exons: 8
Coding region: 128-757 (209 amino acids)
Biological process (GO): regulation of cell population proliferation; transforming growth factor beta receptor signaling pathway; positive regulation of JNK cascade
Cellular component (GO): cytosol
Molecular function (GO): protein tyrosine/serine/threonine phosphatase activity
Source: RefSeq, a predicted model, not a curated record